GGAGGGUAGGGUAUAGGGUUUUCUCUAUUUGAGGGGGAGAAUGAGGAGGAUUGCGAUAAGCAAAACGAUGUGGAACAUAGUCAUCAUAGCGACGAGGAGAACGACAAAGGGAGACCAUAAUGAUAGGGAACAUGAAGGUCCCCAUGGCCAUCGCCAUCACCAUCGCCAUCGCCACGUUUAUCGUCAUCAUCAUCCAGGUCGUCGCUUUCAUCGGCAUCACCAUAAUGAUGCGACCAUCACCGUGAUUAUGAUGAUGGUCGCCAUCGCCAUCGCCAUCGCCAUGGUGAUUACGAUGAUGAUAAUGAUGGCGAUUGUGAAUCAAAAUGACCUUAAUGACCUUAAUCAACAAGGCAACUUGGACCGUGAUUACAGCGACGACGACCUUAAUCAUUAUGAUGAUCAUAAGGAUGCUGCUGAUGAUGAUGACGAUGAUGAUAAUGAUGGCGAUGGCGAUGGCGAUGGCAAUGGCGAUGGCGAUGGCGAUGGCGAUGAUAAGCUGAGAACGGUGAUGAUAAUACGGGAGGAUGACAGCGAUGAUAAGAACGACGAUGAUAAGAGUGAUGAUAAUAGUGAUGGUGAUGGUGAUGAUGAUGGUGAUGAUUACGUGAUGAUGAUGGUGAUGGUGAUGGUGAUGGUGAUGGUGAUGGUGAUGUGAUGAUGGUGGUGGUGAUGAUGAUGAUGGUGAUGAUGAUGAUGAUGGUGAUGGUGAUGGUGAUGGUGAUGAUAAGAUGAUGAAGACAAUGAUGAGAUGAUGAGAUGUCGACUAUGCACAACGAUGGCGAUCAGGAUAACAUUGCAGGCGAUUGAGGCAACGGCAUGUUCGAUGACAAUUAAGGAGAGUGUGGUUUUCGGUAUAAGGGGCAAGGGAGGAGGAAGAGGAGGCGAAGGGAUAAGUUGGGGGGAGGGAAGGCGGAGAGAGCAUAUCGGCUUUUUUUUUUUUUUUUACUAUAGGCUGGUUUCUUCCCUCAAUGCCCCCCAACAUAGAGACGCAGGCUUAAGUCACGGAACGU
Molecule: messenger RNA, 1010 nt
Organism: Chara braunii
Lineage: Eukaryota; Viridiplantae; Streptophyta; Charophyceae; Charales; Characeae
Source: the annotation of a GenBank genome assembly